AUGAUCAACAAGAUUGCAUUUAACAAAAAAUCCAUCGGAAGAAACUGCUCCAUUUAUAAAGAUAAAUCAUCGAUGAAUUGCAUAAGACCAUGUAGCAACCAUUAAAGAAAAGUAAUCCGGAAACUGCCGCAGAACACUAUGGACAAUUGUGGUGGAUCUCAAUUGCACUGCAAAUGUUCGCCGAUGGUAGAACUGCUUAAUGGCAUCAUGGCCAGGCGUGGUAAAUUGGUUAAAUACACUAUGCUCUCCGCGGCGGGCCUAAUUCCAUCUAAGGUCCACACGUGUAGUGCCAUAUGUGGGGAUCUCGAAACUUACGGAUGCGGGUUGACAGUGGACGAAGCAAUUGAAAAUGCGGCUAAUAAAUUUUUGGAGAAGCUUUCCUCUGUAGCUCAUGUACAURCCUCUGUGCAAAAUGAUGACCAUUUAGUAAAUUCAUUGAAUUCAUUAAGGCUAGAGAGUAAAGUUAAUGYGAUAUCUAAUAACUACGUUGGUACACUGCAAGAGUAUUGUCAAGCUUAUCAUUUGGAUAUGCCAAAAUAUGAAUACUAUCAAGAUAAUGACAUUAAAAAUAAAAGGAGAUUGUAUUACGUUAUAUGUUCCUUUGGGCCUCAUAAAUUUACAGGUGUAGGGUUAUCCAAGCAAAUUGCAAAAAAAUAUGCCGCUCGUUUGAUGUAUAACCAAAUUAAUUCAAAUUAUGCUGCGACCAAUAAUACUUCAACGUCGAAUUCUAUAAAAAAUAAAUUGAUAGAUUUCGGUGAAGGUUUGUCGAGAAAUGAAGCUAAAAACAACUCUAUGGACUUAAAUUUGAACCAGAUAUACCUCGGAACAAAAAAAGUUGAAACGUUUAUCAAUUAUAUUGGUAAACUCCAAGAGAUAUGCAUAGCUCGUGGUUGGGGAUUACCAAAAUAUGAUUUUCACCGAGAAAAUAUUAAUGAAAUCAGUAUAAUAUAUUAUUCCGUCAUAUGUUCCGUAGAGUCCUACAAAUCUAAGGGUAUCGGUAAUUCCAAGAAAGUCGCAAAAAAUAAAGCUGCUCAAUUGGUGUAUGCCCAAAUUGAUUUGGAUCCACAGAAAAUCUCUAUAAUUCAUAGCGAUUUCAAACAGGAUAAAUCUUAUCAGUUAGGCAUGCGAAAUCUGAGAUAUGUCGAUCCGUGUGAAUAUAUUCAACAAGUGAAAUUAUUGUGUAACCAAUUAUCAUUAUCUAAAAAAGAAUGUAUGCAAAGACUAAAAAGAUGCUAUUCCUUGGGUUACAUUGAUAUUGAUAUGAGUUUAUUUGAAUUUUUGAAAAAACUUGCACACCAAGAAGACCUAAGUAUCACAUAUGAACGAUUUUCUAAUAAUGAUAAUGACACACAAGURUAUGGAAUAAUUUAUAUCCAAUCAUCAACUAAAUAUGGCAUGACGAAUAUAGGUAAUGGAAAAACAGAUGCAGAGGCAAAAAAUGUGAGUGCCAAAAGCAUAUUAGCUUUCAUCAAAAACACUAUAUCAAUGAUAUGA
Molecule: messenger RNA, 1494 nt
Organism: Diuraphis noxia (Russian wheat aphid)
Lineage: Eukaryota; Metazoa; Arthropoda; Insecta; Hemiptera; Aphididae
Product: protein Loquacious-like
Biological process (GO): siRNA processing; regulation of regulatory ncRNA processing
Cellular component (GO): RISC complex; cytoplasm; RISC-loading complex
Molecular function (GO): siRNA binding; double-stranded RNA binding
Source: RefSeq, a predicted model, not a curated record